AUGGGAACCCGGAGCCAUGUGUGCUUUGUGGUCCGAGAGGUCUCCAAGCGCACGAGUUCGAAUCUUGUCUAUGGAGCGCCCACACACGCCCUGGAUAAUGGUGAAAAAGGAAAGAAGGAAAGACUUAGAAACAAGAUAUAUAAGAUUAAGAAUGAACUCCCACAAGACGAAUUGGUCACUGUGAAAUCUGAUCUCGUUCUGAUCUCGUCCGAGUGGGAAGAGCAAGAUAAUGAGGUGAAGAUUACAGCACAAGACAGCCUCACUGGGAAACGUGGUGGUGGUGGUGGUGGUGGUGGUGGUGAUGGUGGUGGUAAAGACACUGGUGGUGGUGGUGAUGGUGGUGGUGGUGGUGGCGGUGGUGGUUGUGAGGUAGCGAAGCGGGUCAGCAAGGGAGGUCUUCGCCUGCUGCUGCUGCUUCUGCUGUUGUACGUGUUCGUCUGCUCUCUAAACCUGCUGUCCACGGCCUUCAGACUGCUGGGAGGCCGCACUGCUAGCGCCAUGUUCCGGAAUGGGCCCCUGCUGAAGAGUCCUGUGGUUGGUGUGAUGGUAGGUGUGGUGGUGACGGUCCUGGUGCAGUCUUCCUCCACCUCCUCCUCCAUUAUUGUCUCCAUGGUGGCUGCAGAGUUUCUUGAUGUGAAGACAGCGGUGCCAAUCAUCAUGGGCGCUAAUAUUGGCACCUCCCUCACCAAUACUCUUGUCAGCCUUGGUCAGGCAGGCGACAGAGCGCAGUUCGAACGUAGCUUUGCGGGGGCAGUGGUGCAUGACAUGUUCAACUGGCUGUGUGUGGGGGUGUUGCUCCCCAUAGAGGCCGCCACGGGGUACCUACGUCACCUGAGCGCCUUCCUUCUCAACGGGGUCACUAAUCUAGGACACGGGGGCCUCAAAGUCUCUCUCCUUUCAGCUCUCACCAGGCCACUAACUGAGAGGGUUGUUAGGCUUGACAAGAAGGUCCUAAUGGCGUGGAGUUUGGGAGAAAAGUACGAAAAUGCAACACUACUAUUACGAUCCUGUCCUUCCUCCUCCUCCUCCUCCUCCUCCUCCUCCUCCUCCUCCUCCUUAUUUGAACUUGCUGGUAACUCCUCUUUAGAUCUUUUUGUGUAUAAUGCAUCUCUUGAUUCCUCCUCCUCCUCCUCCUCCUCCUCUUCCUUCUCUUCCUCCUCCAAUUCUUCUUUAGUCCUCUUCAAUGACUCAGCCAGUUUGGAAGCCUCGCCAGCUGAUUCAUGUGGUACUUUAGCAGAGAACCUUGGACUUGGUGACCUAGGGGUAGGGUUGGUACUCCUGACUGCUUCCCUGCUGGUGCUCGCUAUCUGCCUGCUUGCCAUCGUUAGGACCCUCUCUGCCCUGCUAAGUGGAUCUGUGAGGCAUUUAGUGGAAGGCGUUGUGAAUGCAGACUUGCCUUAUGUCCCGUGGCUGACUGGCUACGUGGCUAUAUUGGCAGGGGCGCUGUUCACCUUCCUCCUGCAGUCCUCCUCCAUCUUCACCUCCACACUGACGCCUCUGGUUGGCCUGGGCGUGAUAACCGUUGAGAGAAUGUACCCAUUGACUCUUGGUUCAAAUCUGGGCACCACCACCACCGCCUUCUUUGCCGCACUCUCCGCUGACGGCAACACUCUCCUUCCUGCUUUACAAAUAUCUCUAGUUCACAUGCUAUUUAACCUCUCAGGAAUUAUUUUAUGGUAUCCUGUCCCGUGUUUGAGGUUUCCGAUACCCUUAGCGAUGGCGUUAGGGAGAGUGACAGCUAAAUACCGCUGGUUUGCUGUGGUAUAUAUCCUUUUAACCUUCUGUGUCUUGCCGUUCAGCGUGUUCCUAAUUUCUCUGGGGGGGCCUAGUGUGGCUUGUCCUAUUUUUACAUGUCUUUUUGUCCUCCUGGCUUUUAUUUUAGGUGUCAAUUUGAGCCAAAAUAAAUGUCCAAGUUUCCUCCCCGAGUUUCUAAGGACAUGGGAGUGGUUGCCUCUUCCUCUCCACUCCCUGAAGCCAUACGAUAUUGUGAUGUCCAAAUUAAUGUGCUGUUGUGCUCCCUCUAAACAGCUGGAGUAUGGUAGAGUCGCCACCAACACCACCGCCACCACCACAGCAGAUCCAGCUCCUCAUAGCGUUGUGGUGGUGCAGGAGCCGUGGUGGUGGUGGUGGUGGUGGUGGUGGUGGUGGUACUGUGUGUGUGCUGGUGGUGGUGGUGGUGAUGGUUAAGGUUGUUUAUUGUUGUUGUUGUUGUUGUUAUGG
Portunus trituberculatus (swimming crab) is the source of this 2220-nucleotide messenger RNA. RefSeq names its product sodium-dependent phosphate transport protein 2C-like. The record is from RefSeq and is a predicted model, not a curated record. Gene Ontology annotation, molecular function: sodium:phosphate symporter activity. Gene Ontology annotation, cellular component: membrane. Gene Ontology annotation, biological process: sodium-dependent phosphate transport. Lineage: Eukaryota; Metazoa; Arthropoda; Malacostraca; Decapoda; Portunidae.